GUUAAGCGUUGAGAGCGCGUGGUCGUGCGCUUACUUGAGCUCAGAUCUUUGUGUUAGUGUAUAUCGUUUGUCCUUUGUUGGACAGCGUUGCAUCAAUUGUGUCACUGUUGAUUCGGUUUAUUCAUUUUUAUUUUACAAAAUUUGUAUAUUUCCCUCACCAAGCGGCCCUUUGUUAGUCAACGUUACAUCAUUUUCUUUGUCACCGUUGAAUCGGUUUAUUCACUUUUGUUAUAUUCCACAAAAUUUCCCUCUUCAAGAAAUUAUAUUACCGUAUAAUCAGGGCUUUGUUCCUUCCGAAGUCAAAGAAGAAGAAACGUGUCCCGUAGCUGUGUUAAAGAGGCUGUGCGUCCGUUAAAAUGGGUACCGUGAUAUCAUGGUUACGACUAUCCAUUAUAAUAUUUGGAUUGUUUAUAUCAACUAGCCGUUGCCAUAAACGCGAUAUGUUUCAGAAUACUUUAGGCCAUAUAAAACCACGAGCGUCAUCGGAAGUUCAGGCGAAAGCAGCUGAAAAUGUUGCAGAAAGACUGCUGGGCAAAGAGAGAUCUAAAUUGUUUAUUAUGAAAGUAGAUGUUAAUUUGGGUCCUGAUGGCAAGGAUACUUUCAAGAUAACAAAAAAUUCUCUAGGCAAGAUCGAAAUUUGCGGCACUUCCGGUGUCGCGGUCACAUGGGGUUUGCAUUAUUAUUUGAAAACCUAUUGUAAUGGUCACAUAUCGUGGGACGGUACACAAAUUGAUCUACCUAACACAUUGCCAAACGUUCGAGUUAAAAUCACAUCUAACGACAGGUUCAGAUAUUACCAGAAUGUGUGUACUGCGGGUUACAGUUCAGCCUGGUGGCAGUGGGAUCAGUGGGAAAAAAAUAUCGACUGGAUGGCUCUUAAUGGAAUCAAUCUUGCUCUCGCUUUUACCGCUCAAGAGGCGAUCUGGCAAAAAUUAUAUCGAGAAUUUAAUCUCACCGAAAAUGAGAUUAACGAGCAUUUGGGCGGACCUGCCUUCCUACCCUGGAUGAGAAUGGGUAAUAUUCGUGGUUUUGGUGGGCCGCUAUCGUCAAAUUGGCAUAAUCGCACCAUACGUUUACAACAUCAGAUUCUUCGAAGAAUGAGAGAUCUUGGAAUUGUUCCGGUAUUACCAGCAUUCGCCGGCCAUGUACCACGAGCUUUUGCCAGACUUUUUCCAAACGUUAACAUGACGAAGAUCGAUCCUUGGAACAAAUUCAAUGAUAAAUAUUGUUGCCCUUAUUUAUUAGAACCAACACAUUCACUAUUUAAAAUCAUUGGACAGAAAUUCCUACAAAUGUACAUUGACGAAUUCGGCACCGAUCAUAUUUACAAUUGUGAUACUUUUAAUGAAAAUGAACCCAGUAAAAGUAAUCUUACUUAUUUGAGAAACGUUGGCCGAUCAAUUUUUUCGGCUAUGAACGCUACCGAUACUAAAGCGAUCUGGUUGGUGCAAGCUUGGUUAUUCGUGCACGAUUCCACAUUUUGGACGGAACCCAGAGUUAGGUCCUUUUUAACCUCAGUGCCUACGGGGCGAAUGCUGGUAUUGGAUUUACAAUCGGAACAAUUCCCACAAUACAGCCGAUUCCAAUCAUAUUAUGGUCAGCCAUUUAUUUGGUGUAUGCUUCACAAUUUCGGCGGUACUUUGGGAAUGUUCGGAUCUGCACAGAUCAUUAAUCAGCGCACAUUCGAGGGUAGGAAUAUGAAUGGCAGCACGAUGGUGGGAACCGGCCUAACACCCGAAGGCAUCAAUCAGAACUACGUAAUAUACGAAUUAAUGAAUGAGAUGGCGUAUCGUCACGAACCCGUGGAUCUCGACGCUUGGUUCGAAAAUUACGCUACUCGAAGGUACGGCGCGUGGAACGAAUACACGACGGCUACUUGGCGAUACCUCGGUAGAACAGUUUAUAACUUUAUCGGUCCGGAAAGGAUCAGAGGGCAUUACGUCAUUACCAGACGGCCAAGUUUAAAUAUUUCACCAUGGAUUUAUUAUGAUCGGGAAAAUUUCUAUUUUAUGUGGAAUGUGUUUUUAAAAGCAAGAUACGGCAGAGGAAAUAAUACUCUCUACCGACAUGAUGUGGUCGAUAUAACGAGACAGGGUCUCCAAUUAAUGGCUGACGGUAUCUAUACGAGAGUAUUAAGUAGCUAUAAAAAAAAGAACAUCACUACUUUUCGAUCACACGCAAGCGAUAUGUUGGAACUGUUUGACGAUCUCGAAUCUAUUUUGGCGUCGGGAAAUAAUUUUCUACUGGGUACCUGGUUAGCCCAGGCGAAAGAUAUGGCCGUCGACGAAGAAGAGAAACGUUCUUACGAAUAUAAUGCGAGAAAUCAGAUUACUCUGUGCCCAAAUGGCGAGAUCAGAGACUACGCGAAUAAACAGUGGUCGGGAGUGGUCGCAGAUUACUUCAAGUCUAGAUGGGCGCUCUUCCUGACGGCCCUCGAAAAAUCGUUGGUCCAAGGAACUAAGCUCAACAUCAGCGAGAUUAACGACAGGAUAUUUCACGAGGUCGAGCAGCCUUUCACCUUUUCUACGAAGCUUUAUCCGACGGAGUUAAAAGGUGACACUAUCGACAUAGCGAUGAAAAUAAUUUCCAAGUGGUACGCAGAGAAUCAUCGUCAAACGCAAAGAUACAUUGAAAGAAAAUUGAAAAUAUAAUUCGUGUUUUUAUCUAUUUAAACAGAUAACAGAUAUACUUACAUUUUGUAUGACGAAAAAAAUUAUUUGUAUCAAUAAAAUAAUUCUUAAUAAGACAUAUCAGAUAUACAUUUUAGGAACAUUAAAAGUCCUGAGAGAUAUCAGUUUUUUGUCAUUUGUAAGGAUACAAUAAUCUUUUCUUAAUAAAAAAAUAAGUUAUAUUGCAAGA
This is a messenger RNA of Linepithema humile (Argentine ant), 2859 nucleotides long. It is a transcript of the gene Naglu, whose product is annotated as N-acetyl-alpha-glucosaminidase. The record is from RefSeq and is a predicted model, not a curated record. NCBI's taxonomy places the organism in Eukaryota, Metazoa, Arthropoda, Insecta, Hymenoptera, Formicidae.